AUGAGCUACGCGGCGACGUCUGUGGACGCCCUUGCGGACCUGGUGGCGGACACUGUUGCAAGCAACAAAUUGUCUACGUCGAGAGUGGAGCGCAUCACGACGCUGGCCACGCUCAACCUCGAUAGUCCAGAAGACGUAGUCAAUGCUCUGCUAAAUGCGCAUCGCACUGCGAGGCCGUCUACAGUGGUUUCGUCACUCUACCUCUACGACGCAGUGGUACGCAGAGCUCGGGACAUUGUCAAGAAGAAGGGCCAGGGCUGCGAGAUGACAGGCGAGGCAGGGCCAAGCACCUCGAAGCAACGAGUAUGGUCGUCGGACGCGCUUGCGCGUCAAGCUCGCGCUCUGCUCAAAGCUGCGAGCGCCUCGGUGGAGGAGGUUGUGAUCUCUUCCAUGCGGCACUCUAGGCCUGAACAACGGGAAAAGGUUUACAAAGUUCUCGACAUCUGGACAAAGACGUCCACCUUUGAUUCGGACCAUCUCAAAUCCAUUCGGGCGACUGCCCAAAAGGUCGAAGAGAAGGCCAAGGCUGCAGAAACGCACUCAGCUUCUUCAGAUCACACCAGACGUGCUUCGCCUGAUAGGCCAGCUCGCCAUGCACCCAAACAAGGUCCUGAAAAUGCGCAGGCGUCAGCAUUCGCCGCCGGCGCGCAUCCUGCACCUCUGUCCGCGACACAUGCCUCGACUGCAUUGCCAAGCCAGCUAUUGGCCCUUCUCGGUGACGCGGGCAAGCAGGAAGAGUUGCGGAAAGCUCUCGCAACAAGCCACGUCAGGAUGCUCACGCUCUCGCGGUCGAGGACAUUCCUUACUGGAGCAAAGCAGGAUACUAGUAGGGUAUCCAUGCUGGAGCUUGACCCUGCCCAAGUAGCGCUUCUGAAGGACGUCGCAGCCCAAAAUGGGUUCAAGGACUUGGGCAUUUCAGUCACUCAGCCUUACGAGCGCAGAAGUGCUCAGCAGGAGCUGCAACCGCCGGUUACAAGCACCCAUGCGCGUGCUGCGGACCUGUUCCGAACGGAAAAUGGUCCGUCACAUGAUCGGCGCGGCGAUCGAGUAAGCCCACAGGCACAAGCCUCACAUGCUGCGCAAAAAGCUCAAAACGAGUCUGCAUCCAGCCGUCCGCACAUGGAGACCCUAGUGAGCGCCAAUUCGCACGCCAAGCGGAAAGAUGAACCAGGCUACGACGAGCUUGUAGACAAGCGAAUCAGACUCGAGCAUGAAGCAGGCACACCUUCGCUCGCCAUGAGCGAUCGACCAAAUGAUGCGCAACCGAUCGGCAACGACUUGGCGGCAGACAUGUCCACAUUUGAAUUUUCGACCUUUGACGCGACGAGGGCCGAGAGCUGGAUGGACUUGAGGGAGAGAUGGCAAAGGACCAACGGCUACGCUCCGAGUCAGACCGAGCUUUUUUGGUGGAUCAGAAUGGGUUCACAGAUCUCAAGUGCGCGCGUUGAAAUCGUUGCCCCCCUCCGCAUCAAGCGAGACUCGCAGCGCUUCGAGCGUCAACCUUCAGCGCAACUUUACGAGUGA
This is a messenger RNA of Ceraceosorus guamensis, 1524 nucleotides long. RefSeq lists its product as hypothetical. The transcript has 8 exons. Lineage: Eukaryota; Fungi; Basidiomycota; Exobasidiomycetes; Ceraceosorales; Ceraceosoraceae. The coding region runs from base 1 to 1524 and encodes 507 amino acids. The record is from RefSeq and is a predicted model, not a curated record.